AUGGGAUUAUAUAUGAUCAACAACUUUUUAUGCAUAGACGUAUCGAAAGAUCGCUUUGAUGUCUUUCUCUCAUUUAUAAGUAAAAAAGGAAAACGUGAAACUAGAAAAAGGAGUUUUAAGAACAAUGAUAAUGGGUUUCAAGGUCUACUGAGCUUUUUACAAAAGGAUAAUGUAGAACAAGUGAAAGCUUCUAUGGAGUCUGCUGGUUGUUAUGGUGAAGCUCUGGCUGAAUUCUUGCAUAAUGCUGGGUACUUUGUUAGUGUUGUAAAUCCUUAUUGCGCAAAAUCCUACGCAAGAAGUAAACUUACACGGCAAAAAAUUGACCAGACUGAUGCAAAAAUUAUUGCAGAUUAUUGCCAAAGACAGGAACCAAUUUAUUGGACACCGCCUUCUCCCGAACUGAAAACAUUAAAACUGCUAAUUGUAUUCUUUCUCUUUGGUUGA
Messenger RNA from Habropoda laboriosa, 444 nucleotides. Its product is annotated as pilin gene-inverting protein-like. The transcript has a single exon. NCBI's taxonomy places the organism in Eukaryota, Metazoa, Arthropoda, Insecta, Hymenoptera, Apidae. The record is from RefSeq and is a predicted model, not a curated record. The coding region runs from base 1 to 444 and encodes 147 amino acids. Gene Ontology annotation, biological process: DNA transposition. Gene Ontology annotation, molecular function: transposase activity; DNA binding.